Saprolegnia diclina VS20 is the source of this 2187-nucleotide messenger RNA. RefSeq lists its product as hypothetical. Gene Ontology annotation, molecular function: protein-containing complex binding. The transcript is spliced from 6 exons. NCBI's taxonomy places the organism in Eukaryota, Oomycota, Saprolegniomycetes, Saprolegniales, Saprolegniaceae. Bases 1 to 2187 code for a protein of 728 amino acids. The record is from RefSeq and is a predicted model, not a curated record.
AUGGAGGCGGGCCCGCCACUGCAGAGCGUCGAUGCGCCCGACACGUCGACGCUCACGCAUGGCAUAAAGAGCAUCUCGCACGUCGAGCUGCCGUCGUACCAUGGUCCGCGCGCACCCUCGAUACUCGCGCCGCUCCCACGCUUCCCGCGCAAGACCCGUACGACGAUCAUGGUCCAGAAUUUUCUGCGCAAUGUCGCCAAAACGACCGCGCCCCACAGAGAGAGCACGGCGCGGCUGCCCACGUUACUGCACAAGACGCUGAGCAAAACGCGCAACAAGUUGAUUGGGCAUUCGCAGCGCGUGGCGCCAAGGGCGACGGCGCUCGCGUGUUCAAACUCGAUCACGUCGCUCGUGGCGCAAAAGCCGCCGCGGGUCGUGCCCUUUGCGCCCGAGCCAACGCUGUUGCCGACGUCCAGCCAGCAUCGCCAAGACGACAGCGUGGUGACGCUGAAUCCGGGCGCGACCACCAAUUCCUGUGACGUGAUCGGACGCGCCCGCGCCAAGUCGGUGCGGGAAAGACUGACCGAGUCGAUGCUCGAGCGCAUUCCGCAGCUUCACGAACGCCGGUCGCGGCUUCUCGAUCAAGUCGCGAUGGGCCAGCGGCACAAAAAAGUGCUGUCGCAGUACCAGAUUCGGCUCCGGUCGCACCGCGUCUCGGCGAUCAGCACGCUCGUCAUCUAUGUGCCCCACAUGAUUUACCCCACGAGUCGGUGGUACCGAGUCUGGCGCCUCGUCCUCGUGCUGCUCACUUACUACCAGCUCGUGACAAUUCCGUACAACGUGGCGUUCCUGCCGCUGGAAAACCCGCGCGACGACACAAUGGGUCUGCUCACCAACGUCUUCUUUGCCAUCGAUCUCGUCAUCAAUUUGAACACGGCGGUGCGCGUCUCGGACGUGACCUUUAUUACGACCCGAAGACACAUUGCGCGCAUUUAUCUCCAUAGCUGGUACAUGUUUGUCCCGGACGCGCUCUCGAUCGUACCUUGGGACGUGCUCGUCUAUGCCAUCACGCAUCAUUCGAGUCCAAGCACGCUUCCAAGCUCGUUUGCUAGUUGCUUCAAGCUCUUUCGGCUGCCACGCAUCUUGCGCAUGUACUCGCUUGUGCGAAUUCUGCGCUACCUCCGCGUGCCUGACGAGUACAAGCGCUGGGUGCUCUACUCUCGCUACGCGCACUUGAUCCGGCUCUUGUCGCUCCUCGCGCUGUUUAUGUUUCUGGUGCACCUUCUCGCAUGCCUCUGGUAUGGCCUUGUCGUGCCCGAGCUCUGGAUCGAGACGACGAGUGCGAGCUCUACGGACGGGUCGCUUCUCAGUGCGUAUACGCUGAGCGCCUACUACAUUGUCACCACGGUCACGGGCCAAUCGAAUGUGCUCCAGACGAAUGCACAAUAUGUCUUCUCGGCCGUCGUCAUUAUCCUUGGGUCGCUCUGGAUUGCGGUCGUGUUUGGCAACGUGGGCAAUUUGAUCGCCAACUACUACGCCAACCAAGACCUCUUUCAGCAAAAGAUGGAGUCGCUCUUCUCGAGCAUGACGCUGCUCCACUUGCCGGUGGAGCUGCAAAACCGCAUCGUCGAGUACUAUCAGACCAUGUACACCCGCCACGGGACGCUCAACGGCAAGCCGUUCCAGUUCACCAAGGAGCUCUCGAAAAAUCUCUCGGUCGAAGUCGGGCUCUUUUUGCGGAUGAACAUGAUUACGCGGUCGCCCAUGUUCCAGCCGUGCAGCCCCGAGUUUGUCCAAGAGCUUGUGAUGCAGCUCGGUUUUCAGGUCUACCUCGGCAACGACUACAUUGUCGUGCGCGGCGAAGUCGGCAGCGAAAUGUACUUUGUGCAAAACGGCAUUUGCGAGAUGCGCCAGCCCAAGCUCCUUGAAGCGUCGUUUCAACGCGUGGACGUGGGCGGCAUCGACCUCAAGCCGUAUCGGACACUGGAAGAAGGCGACCAUUUUGGGGAACUCGCGCUGCUCAUGAACGUCAAACAUGCAGCCACGGUCAAGGCCGUCACAUUUCUCGAGCUCUGUGUUCUGACUCGAGACGUCUUCUUGGCCGUCACGGACAAGUACUGCGACGACAAGACGGUGAUUGAGAAUUUUAUCGUUGAAAAGUAUGACCCGGCCGUCAUGGAGUCGCUGCUCGCGAUCCAGAGCAACCCCAAGCAGGAGCACCAGCGGUCAAUCACGCAAUGGACUUGA